Molecule: messenger RNA, 2102 nt
Organism: Cutaneotrichosporon oleaginosum
Lineage: Eukaryota; Fungi; Basidiomycota; Tremellomycetes; Trichosporonales; Trichosporonaceae
Biological process (GO): DNA-templated transcription
Molecular function (GO): DNA binding; zinc ion binding
Source: RefSeq, a predicted model, not a curated record
GCCAAGAAGAUCCGCUGCAAGCGCAUGACGAUUGCACAGAGGGUGAGUACUGGUGAUGGGCAUUAGUGGCAAUUCCAGUCAGAGCCUCGAGGAAGGUACGAAGCUGUGGGGUAGCUGAAUCACACUGCUCGAUCGUCAACUUUAUGAAUUCGAGUCGGCGGGCUCACGGACUGCAUCACCUUAACUCCAUCUCUCCACUGCUUGCACUGCUGACAUACACCAGUGCGAGCAGUGCGCCGCCAAGGAUCUCGAGUGUACAUCAAACUACAUCGAACAGCUGCAGAGCAAGCCCCGCCGUCCCCGGCGGUUUCGCAGUGCAGACGACAAAGAAAAGCGGUGGAGCGGCGAUGAGACGACACGCGUCUCACCUGCCAUGCCGAGCCGGCAGCUAUCCAACCGCUCGGCUCCGGGACGCACUGCGACCUCGGCAUCCAGCGACAGCACUGGUGCAGUUUCAGGUCCAGGCCCGCGGAUGGACGAUGCGAUGGCGAUGAUGAACUGGAUGGCGCCUACGCACCCUGUCGUCAUCACUCGCCCCGCCCCACAGAACGGGGGAAAUCUUCAGGCUGACUUGUUGCGAUACUUGUUCAGCCCCACGCCAGUACUGCAUCAUGACUGGCGGUACUCGGAUGCGGCAUCGCUGGAGCAGGCUCGUCUGAAGGCCUGUGACCUUUGGGAGGAGCAGAACGGGGCCGUGUGGGAAGAGACGCCGAGCGCCGCGCAUCUCGGUCUCUGGGCAGCGGGCGAGGUUGAACUGGAACGCGUUGCACAGGACCUCAUCGACACUUUCUUCCAAGUGGUGCAUUCGCGAUUGCCGAUCCUUGAGGAGCCCGAGUUUAGAACACUAUAUCUCGACCCCGAUGCGGCAAUGGGGGGGCCUUUGUCGCCGGCGCUGUUGGCGGUUGUGCUGGCUUUCGGCGCCAGGUUCACCGAGCACGCUACAUUCGUGGCUGACCGCGAGGAGAUAUCAGGCCGCGAGGGUGACCCCGGCCGCAGCCGUAUGACCCAGCUACUCGUCAUCCGCGCCCGCGAGAUAGUCGAGGCGUCCAAGGCGUUUCGUGUUGCGACCCUUGUUAACGCCCAGACACUCAUGAUUCUUGAAGGGUUGCUGGGCCAAUCUGUCAUUCUGAAGAAGCAGUAUCGCGCUAGCUACCUGUCAUUGGCGGCGCGGCACCUCGACUCACUCCGGGAGCCGAUCCUACACACCACUCCUGUACGGGAUGAGAAGCUUCGCACCAGGUUGGCGAUGCAGAUGGUCUCCAGCUUCGAAGGCGCAUUCUUCAGGCUGCCGGAGCUCGUGGUCAACGACAUGGUGCCCCUCGUAUCGGCGAGCACAUCGGACGAAGAGGUGUGGCUGAGCGCCGCGCGUGCCGGUGCAAGCAUCUGCACCAAGCUUUGCGGCGAGCUGUGGGCUCCUCGCACCUCAGCCAGCGGCAUUCCGCUCAACACGCUGCGCGACUUUGUGCACGACCACUCGUCAUGGCGCGACCUGUAUCUGUCCAAGCUCGGCUUGCCCGUUCCGUGGCCAGAGCACUGGAGCGCGCUUACAACCGUCCGGAUCAUGAGCACAGAUGUUUUCUACCACGCGCUUUGGCUGGUUGCGGAGCGCGCCAUGUCCGACUUUGGGAUCCAGGAGAGUGGGGAGGAAACGAUGCGCGGCAUGUUUGCGUUUGAGGCACAGCAAGUGCGCGAGCGGCUCAAGCGAGAGGCGAUGCAUUCGGCGAUGCGCAUUGCCAUGCUAUCCGCCCUCGCAACGGAGCAGGGAUACCUUCGGGUUGAUCCCCUGGUCCUCUACCGCCCCAUCUAUGAUGGAGGCAUGUACCUCGCUCGCCAAGGCCGCGACGACUGCUUGGGCUGCGUGGCCGGCUUGAGACUCUACGCGACCGCCUACCCGCAAAUGUGGGAGCUGGCACGGGAUAUCGAGUCUGCUUUCUUGGCCACGACGCAACCGCUUCUAGAAGCGCCGCUAAUCUAAUCAGCGUCAGCACGAUUAGAAACGCUAUUUCCGGAUCUCCGGGAUAAAUAGAUGGGAAAUACAUACGACAAAUUCCUUCGCACCUCCGGCUUGUUUAAAAGUCUGCGCGACACAAAUCUCUAUCCAC